CUGAAGCAUGAGCACACUCUUACAGUGUCUAUGAAAGCCUUGGUUUAUCUCCACUAAGAAAGUAAAGCAACAGGCAUACAUAGAACCAGGAUGGAUCCAGCACCUUCAUUUCUGCUUGAAAUGGACCCAAAUGACAGAGGGAACCACGCUCAGUCAGGAGCUCCGGUCUUCCCUCAAGUCUACCCACAAAAUCCCCACCAGCGUCUCUCUGCUGAGGGAUCUCCUUCAAAGGAAAAGCCAGAUGUCCACGAAACAAGAUCUAUGCAAAUGCCCAGGAAAGAAGUCACAUCUUAUCAAAAAAAGCAAGCUGUGCAACAUUUCCCAGCCCAGGUGAGCCCCACCCAUGCCCAGGCGCAGGCGAGCUCCAUCAGUGUGAACUUCCUGCCAGCUACCUACCCCCCUCCUCCCCACCUCCAAGCUUUAUCACCUGGUGCCGUACCACAGUUCCUGUGUCCCCCCUGUUUUCCCCCGCUGUCCUACUGGCUGCCCCCUGCUUUGCCGCACGGCCCCAGCUACAGUUUCGGUUUCAGCCCCUAUAUGCUGCACCCAUUCAGCAAUCCACCAGAGUUCUGGUGCAACCCCGGGCUCCUCCCACCCAUCUUGUGUCCGCAGAUAAUGCCAAUCCAUCAGACAUGUGCUGCAGACCAGGCCUCGGGAAGCAUGCAGAUACAUGUAACUCCCGCAUCAGAGAGGAGUGAGGGAGAUCAGAGGUCGAUGAAUCACGUAAAAGAGGACCAGAAGAGCAAACUGCAAGAAAGCAACCCAGGCAAUGAAAUAAAGAUAGCUGAUUUUCCAGAGCCUUCAUCCUUUUGGAAUGAGGAACUGAUGAAAGAAGAUGGCUUUGAGGAAUGCAUGGCGCGCUUGGACUUCUUCUUUGACGAGCUGCUUCCUGCUCAGGCUAAAGAGACUGGGGAAGAGGAGUGUGGAGAGGCUGGGGCACUGAAUUUAGAAAACAGCUCACUCCUGGAGUAUGUGGGUGAGCUGUGCAGUGAUCCAGAAUUUGUCAGUAAGGUGGAGUCCAUACUGGACAACGAUACCUUGAUACCCCCCCUCUCUUCAGACCAGGACCCCCUUGAGGUUUUCACACAGGGAGAGCGAAAGGAGGAGCUGCCACCACUUCCUGCAAACAGUGCUCCCCUCCCUGAAGAAACAGCUCCAGCAACACCAAGUUACGAAAAACCUUUGCAGUCGCUCUUUUUGGCCCCCGCAGGAAUCCCGUCUGCUGCCAGUCCCAAACAAAAUUCACCCAAGAUGAAAGACUGGAUCCGCUGCGCCCCCCUCCUGCCCUCACACCUUCUAGAAGAACCACCUACAGCUGACGCUGCAGCUGAAGGCCCUGUGGAGGACCCAUUUCCACCACCUGAAGAAUCCCAGACCCCUCUGGAUGCCUGCUCUGCUCCUUCUCACAAUGACAAUUUUAUGUCAAUGGUGCACUUGUUUCCAGACACCAGCAAGGUUUCUGAUCUGGAAAGCGAUGACAGACUGGACAACUCAUGCUCCUUCUUAAACCUUAGGAAGCUGAAGAUUAAGACCACGCCUCCACCUGUGGAGUCCCCCUCAACCUCCAGAAUGGGGCCCAGUGUGAGUGCUGAUGAUUUGUCUUUUGCAGUGCACUCUGACCCAGACUCCUUUAAUCUCCCAGUUAAAAGCACUUUGUCAGAGUUGGAGUCUGAAAAACAAACAGAAAAACCAGCUAAACCCAGAAGAGAAGCGCAGGGUGAAAUGAAGGGAAAACGUGUUGAAAUGAGAGGGCCACAGAGGCAGCAAGUUAUGAAAGGAGGAGAGAAAAAGGCGGGUAGAAAGACUCUUGAAAAGGAGGAGAAGGUGCGCAUGGACAAUAAGAUCAAAGUUAAGCCCAGCAUCCUCAUCAGAAGCGAUCAGAGGGUUUUGGAUAAACGCAAACAAAAGAAAGAUGGUGAAAGGAAAACAAGUGAAGAGAACAGAAAGAAAACAACUAAACUCACCCCAAAGAGAAAUGAAGCAGAACAGCAGAAGAGACGAGAAAAGCAGUUAUUUAAGAGAAAGGAAGGCGACAAGAGGAGCCAGAAAACAAAAAUAACAAGCACUGCAGAGCAGCUUUUGGAGAUGGCAAAGAAGGAUCCCAAAGCAGAGGCAGGGAAGCAGGGUGAGCCCUCUAACCCGACUUUCUACAGUGGAACGCGGGUAAACAGGACUCUUUUCUCCACACCAAAAAGAGGGCAGCCAACUCCCACAGCUAGAAGCAAAACCAAGCACUCCCAGGAGGACAGAGAGCAGACUGGGAAGUCCUCACCUGAGGGGGAAGUGGAAGGUAUGAAACAGGAAGCAAAGGAUUUUGUGCUUCAGAAUGUGAACAUGAUAAGCCCGGUCAAAAGAAGCAGAAGCAUGAGAGGUGAAGAAGUGAAGGCUGGUGCUGCAAAGAUCAGAGAGAAGACCGUUUCUGCUCAUCCAACCAAAGAAAGAAAGGCACCUCUGGAUGAGGGAUGCAAGCCUGGGAGUUCCAGCUCAUGCCGGAAAUCGACCUCUGCAAACACAUCUGUGACGACCUCUGGAUCCCCUACAGCCCAGUGUCGAAAAAGCAAAAACGUCUUUGAAGGCACAAUUUGGAACAUGAGGCCCCAGAUCCAACCAUCAACCGCGUCAAGUCCUAAACCAAGUCCAGGGGCUGGAGUGCAAGAUGACAAAGGGCCGCGUGGAGAGUGCCCGAGCCUCACAGGAAGUCCAGUGAAAAGACUCAGGGAGAAAUGGGAGGCAACCGGAGAGAGGGGGCAAUCUGCGGAUAACAUGAGGAUGGAAAACGAGCAACUUGGGCCAAAAAAAAGCACAAAGAGGAAACAUGAAGGGACGAAAAAGUCCAAAGGCAGCAAACAGAAUUAAAUA
Archocentrus centrarchus (flier cichlid) is the source of this 2859-nucleotide messenger RNA. RefSeq lists its product as uncharacterized. Lineage: Eukaryota; Metazoa; Chordata; Actinopteri; Cichliformes; Cichlidae. The record is from RefSeq and is a predicted model, not a curated record. Bases 91 to 2856 code for a protein of 921 amino acids. The transcript has 7 exons.